GCCUCAUUUUCGAAUAAUUCCUCCAUCUUUGUCUAAAAACAAAAGAAAGAAAGAAGCAAACCAAAAUCAGACAUAAAUACAAUUAAAACCAUUUUAAGUAAAAAUCUCGUUUCACCAGGGAAAAAGGAAGAUGAUGUGGGCAAUUCUUAGGCGAAAAGCCGCUUAUUCAACCUCAUCUAAUUUCCUACUCAAUUAUGGCAUGACACAAUCUUUUGAGAGGGCUCGGCCUGCAUUGACAGGUUCCAUGUCUCAAAGUUAUGUAGGUGCGAUAUCGGCACCUGAGGCACCAGCUCUUGGAAGAACUGCUAAAUUAGUACGACAUAUUCACCAAGGUGUUCCAGCUUAUUCAUGUUCAUCAAGGAGUGUUGUAUCAUCACUUAAAACAGAGUUUCCAACUCAGAUGUGGAGUCGAUCUUUUUCUUCAGACAGUGGUGAUUUGGUUGAUGCUGUUGUACCUUUUAUGGGUGAAUCCAUUAGUGAUGGCACUCUGGCAGCCUUUUUAAAAAAACCCGGCGAUCGUGUUGAGAUCGACGAGCCAAUCGCCCAAAUUGAAACCGACAAGGUAACAAUUGAUGUUGCCAGUCCUGAAGCUGGUAUUAUCCAAGAGUUUGUUGCCAAAGAAGGAGACACUGUGGAGCCAGGUACAAGAAUUGCCAUUAUAUCAAAGUCUGGUGAAGGUGUGACAACUCAUGUAGCUCCAUCUGAUGCACCUACUCAGGCUGCGCCUGAGGUGGCUCCUGUAAAAGUGGACAAACCACUGCCUAAACCAGAAAUCCAAACUGCAAAAGAGGCACCUAAAGUAUCUUCUCCACCAGCUCCUAAACCAUCUGCCACAGAACCUCAGUUGCCCCCUAAAGAUAGGGAAAGAAGAGUCCCAAUGACAAGACUCAGGAAGCGUGUUGCCACACGUUUGAAAGAUUCCCAAAAUACUUUUGCAUUGUUGACUACGUUCAAUGAAGUUGAUAUGACAAACCUCAUGAAACUUCGAUCUGAAUAUAAAGAUGCUUUCCUAGAAAAACAUGGUGUGAAGUUGGGACUCAUGUCUGGAUUUGUGAAAGCUGCUGUAAGUGGACUCCAGAACCAACCGAUCAUUAAUGCCGUCAUUGAUGGAGAUGACAUCAUAUAUAGAGAUUAUAUUGAUAUCAGUAUUGCUGUUGGCACUUCUAAGGGUCUCGUGGUUCCUGUUAUCCGUGAUGCCGAGAAAAUGAAUUUUGCUGAAAUAGAGAAAUCGAUCAAUGCUCUUGCUAAAAAGGCCAACACUGGAUCCUUGUCAAUUGAUGAAAUGGCUGGAGGUUCAUUCACAAUCUCUAAUGGUGGUGUGUAUGGAAGCCUUUUAAGUACUCCUAUUAUAAACCCUCCACAGUCUGCUAUUCUGGGCAUGCACUCAAUUGUCAACAAACCAAUGGUGGUCGGGGGUGAAAUUGUGGCCAGGCCUAUGAUGUACGUUGCAUUGACCUAUGACCAUAGGUUGAUUGAUGGCAGAGAGGCCGUGUUCUUCCUGAGGCGUAUCAAGGAUGUUGUUGAGGAUCCAAGAAGAUUGCUACUUGAUAUAUAAACAUAUCUUUGUGAGCAUAUGUUUGUGGUUCUUUUGGCAAAAGCAGAAUAAAAACUGUUGGUUUAGGUGCUAUCGAUUCAUUUUGAGGAUACGUGUUCACCAAAUGUUCAGUCAUGUGCAUCUUAAGCUUUGCGCUCUUGGUUUAAUCAACGGGUAAAUGAUAUUAUAUUUAUUUAUAAGGUACCACAACACGGAGCUAUGAGUUUAUUCCUUUUUGAUUUUGGAUGUAUACAUGUGUUUUAAGUACCCAUUGGGAGAAUUUGACAAUUUCUCAAGAUACUAAUGUGAGUUACAACUUUCAAAUGCUAUAUAAGCAUUAUUGUGAUUUGUUUAUGAAA
This is a messenger RNA of Erigeron canadensis, 1893 nucleotides long. Its product is annotated as dihydrolipoyllysine-residue succinyltransferase component of 2-oxoglutarate dehydrogenase complex 1, mitochondrial-like. Gene Ontology annotation, molecular function: dihydrolipoyllysine-residue succinyltransferase activity. Bases 131 to 1555 code for a protein of 474 amino acids. The record is from RefSeq and is a predicted model, not a curated record. The transcript has 15 exons. Gene Ontology annotation, biological process: tricarboxylic acid cycle. NCBI's taxonomy places the organism in Eukaryota, Viridiplantae, Streptophyta, Magnoliopsida, Asterales, Asteraceae. Gene Ontology annotation, cellular component: oxoglutarate dehydrogenase complex.